This is a messenger RNA of Bipolaris maydis ATCC 48331, 228 nucleotides long. RefSeq lists its product as uncharacterized. Gene Ontology annotation, biological process: steroid metabolic process. Gene Ontology annotation, molecular function: FAD binding; Delta24(24-1) sterol reductase activity. NCBI's taxonomy places the organism in Eukaryota, Fungi, Ascomycota, Dothideomycetes, Pleosporales, Pleosporaceae. Gene Ontology annotation, cellular component: cytoplasm; membrane. The record is from RefSeq and is a predicted model, not a curated record.
AUGGAGCGUCACACCAAAACCGCCCUGAUCGAACCCAACGUCCCCAUGGACGUCCUCGUCCAGGAAACCAUGAAAGCCGGCUUACUUCCACCCGUUGUCAUGGAAUUUCCAGGAAUCACCGUCGGCGGAGGUUUCGUCGGGACCGCCGGCGAAAGCAGCAGCUUCAAGUACGGCUUCUUUGACCGGACCGUGCUAAGCGCUGAAGUUGUGCUUGCAGACGGCACGCUU